AUGCCAAGGCAUAGAGAUGAGGUAAACUCCUGUCGGCAUUCACCGAGUAGAUCCAGUGCCAAGAUAGCUAAGCAGGAUCAUGGGCAAACAGAGGCCGCCAGUGAGCCACUAUCGAAUCAUGGUGACAAUCAUGAACCGGUUAGCACUGCCAAGCUGCCACGACGGGCUCAGCCACAUGAAAGUGCCAGUAAAAACGACUCAGCCUCUAUUGACGGCGACGGCAAGACUGCUGAGGAUGGCGACAGGAGCAGCUGCAGCAACAGCAGCGACGACAGCGACGUCAGAAAUGACGGCGAUGACGAGGACUAUAACGAUGACGGGAGCUCCAGCGAUAGCGAAGGCGAGAAUGGCGGCUACAGAAAUAAAAGGAAAACAGACCGCUCGCCUUCCGCAAGCAAUUUUGACAGCCCUCCGGAUAACAACAUUGAGGAGAGAGCGACUAGGUUAUACAAGCAUCGGAAAGUAGCUCUCGACGGAGCAAACAUGCCCUAGCCCGAACUAUAUGCCUCGCUCUGCAGGGCGCCUUUCGCGAUUGCCUCAGUCUGCCCAGCCCACCAGUCUCCAACGGUCUGUCUGAAAUGGAGAACGACAAGGGCUCGGAUCGCAGUACUGCCUCAAGAGCAUCCUUUGGGGAGUGGCAGUUCAAAACACUGCAUUAAAAUGCGUGACAAUUGAUGGGGUCGACACGUAUCAACUGCAGUUCCAGCGAGCGCCGACGCAUUCUUGCAGCCAACGGCGAGAGAGACGAUCACAUACAUUGGUCAAGAAGAGUAAAGGAGGUCGAAAACCAAGGGAUGAGACGAAAGGCCGGCGAUGCGGGCUGUGUAAGCAGGCUGGCCAUAAUGCACGAAGUUGUCAGGGUGGUAUGGAAACCUCUAAUGAAGAGAGUAACAAUUAGCAUCAAUCAAUUGCCUUAUUCAUGAU
Messenger RNA from [Torrubiella] hemipterigena, 924 nucleotides. The record is from the annotation of a GenBank genome assembly. Lineage: Eukaryota; Fungi; Ascomycota; Sordariomycetes; Hypocreales; Clavicipitaceae.